GUAUACAAUUUGCAGAUUGUGUGCAACAAUUGCAAUUGAAAGAUAGAAAAUUGAUUCGUGAUUGUAAGACUAGAUGGAACUCGACUUUUGAGAUGUUAAGUUGUGCACUUAAGUUCAAAGAAGCUUUUAAGAUGCUACAAGAUCGUGAUCCAUUCUUUGACAGUUGUCCAUCGGAAGCUGAUUGGGAUAAUGUUAGCAAAGUUUGCUCAAUAUUAGAGGCUUUUUGGAUAGCAACUCACGUAAUUUCAGGUUGUGAGUACCCAACUUCAAAUUUAUUUCUUCAGGAAGUUCAAAAAAUCAAAUCAGCAUUGGAUGGUCGUGUAGAUGAUGAAGAUUCCUUUAUUCGAAAUUUGGUUCUGAUAAUGAAGAUGAAGUUUGAUAAAUAUUGGGGUGAGUGUAAUUUGUUGAUGGCUAUAGGUGCUGUAUUUGAUCCAACAAAAAAAAUGCUUGCAGUUGAAUUUUGUUUUCCUAGACUUUAUUCUAGUAAGGAAGCUGCAGAAAAUAUUUCAAAAGUGAAGGAGAUCAUUAAUACUCUUUAUGAAGAGUAUGUUGCUAAAUCAAUCAACCAAGGAAUUUUUACAAGUCCGGCAGGUUCUUCAAUGGCUUUUGAGAGCCAAGUCAGCCACCAAAGUUCUACACAUACUUGGGAUGAUUUUGAUGCAUAUUGUGCACAAGUUGAGACUGCAGAACCUAAAAGAUCAGAGUUAGUGGACUAUUUAGAAAAAGGGCGUCUUAAAAAGAAUGAGCUUCCUAGUGACUUUUCUUGUUUGGACUGGUGGAAGAUGAAUAGAAUGCAGUAUCCAAUACUGUCAAGAAUGGCGGCAGAUAUUUUAGCUAUACCUGUUACUAGUGUGGCUUCAGAAGCAACGUUUAGUGCUGGAACAAGGGUAAUUGAUUCUUAUCGUGCAUCAUUGUUACCGGAAACAGUACAAGCUUUACUUUGUGGGGGUGAUUGGCUUCGACAUAUACACGGAGUUACCAAAAAUAAAAAAGAUAAAUCGUACCAAGAAAUUUAUCUACCUUUAUCCAACUCAUGAAAGUACGAUGAAGACUUGUAGUUGAUGUGGAAUUGUCAGCUUGUAUGGACUAUUGAGUACUUUGAACUAUGCAGUUUGGACUUAUGAUGUAUUAUUAGUAAUGUAUGAGUACAAAAAUUAUUAUUAUUAUUUGAUGCAUCAUGCAUGUAGUUAAUUAAGUCAAAUUCGAGCUCCAACACGAGCUCGAACUCGAGCCAUGACGAGUCGAUAUUCGGCUCGAGCUCGAGCUCGAGUUCGAACAGUCGAGCCAAUCGAGCCGAGCUCGAGCUGCUCGAAAAUAAGACGAGCCGAGCUCGAGCUUCAUUUUUUGAGCUCGAUCGAACUCGAGCCGAGCUCGAGCUCUCAUGUUUCGAGUCGA
Messenger RNA from Ipomoea triloba (trilobed morning glory), 1395 nucleotides. RefSeq names its product zinc finger BED domain-containing protein RICESLEEPER 1-like. The record is from RefSeq and is a predicted model, not a curated record. Lineage: Eukaryota; Viridiplantae; Streptophyta; Magnoliopsida; Solanales; Convolvulaceae. Gene Ontology annotation, molecular function: protein dimerization activity; DNA binding. The transcript has 5 exons. The coding region runs from base 93 to 1037 and encodes 314 amino acids.